CAAAAAAGAUUUUGCCCAAUUGAAAUUCAGACAAAGACCAGCCAUGCAUUUCUGUCCAAUAGAACAUCGAUAAACAGAGGACAUAAAAAACCGGACGCAAACACUAACCUUUGUCUUCAAAUUCUCACCAUAAACGUCAUUUCCUUCUAUCCAAACUCUGAUAUCUAAGCUCUAUGCAAUCCAACAAAUUUCACCCCAAACCCAACACAAGCGCAACCACACAAAUUAACCACAAUAAAAUUCUCCAAUAAUCCGCUCGCUCCAUCAGGCACCGCCUUAACCACCGCAAACCGCCAUGGUGCAGCCCCGAUUCCUGAUCGUUGUCUACCCGGCACAAGGUCACAUAAACCCCGGCCUUCAAUUCGCCAAGCGGCUAAUUCACAUCGGAGCCGAAGUCACCUUUGUGACCACCAUUUCCGCGUACCGCCGCAUGAACAAAGCUGCUUCCAUUCCCUCCGGCUUGUCCUUCGCUCCCUACUCCGACGGCUAUGACGAUGGUUUCAAACACGGUGUCCACGAUGCCGACCACUUUUUGUCGGAGCUUAGCCGUUGCGGUAAGCAAGCAAUCUCCGAUCUCGUCGUCUCCGCCGCCAAAGAAGGCCGUCCUUUCUGUUGCGUAGUCUACUCCAUACUCCUUCCGUGGGCGCCCGAGGCGGCACACGAACUUCAAGUUCCUUCUGCGUUGCUCUGGAUUCAACCCACCACGGUUUUCCAUAUCUACUACUAUUACUUCCAUGGCUAUGAUAAUGCAAUCACAAAUAAUGGUGCUUUCAACGACGGACCUUCAUGGUCAAUAGAAUUACCAGGAUUGCCACUGAAGCUCAAAAGGCGAGAUCUUCCAUCUUUCAUGGAUGCUGGAAAUGCGUACACUUUCGCAAUCCCAUUGUUCAAAGACCAGUUCGAAAAGCUCGAGUUGGGGAACAACAGGAAAGUUUUGGUAAACACCUUCGAUGCAUUAGAGCCCGAGGCAUUGAAAGCAAUCGGAAUUAACUUCGAUUUGAUCGGAAUCGGACCGUUGAUCCCGUCGGCGUUCUUGGAUGGGAAAGACCCUUCUGAUACUUCAUUCGGAGGCGAUCUUUUACAGCAUCCGAAAGAUUACUAUAUAGAAUGGUUGAGCUCGAAACCAAAAGGGUCUGUAAUUUACGUGUCGUUUGGUAGCAUGAGUGUUUUGGCCAAGCCACAAAUGGAGGAAGUUGGAAGAGCUUUGUUGGAAAUGGGUCGUCCAUUUUUGUGGGUAAUCAGACAAAAACCUGAUAGUAAUAAUGGAGAAGAUAAGAAAGAAGAAGAUCAGCUUAGCUGCAGAGAGGAACUGGAGAAGCUUGGGAAAAUAGUUCCAUGGUGUUCUCAGCUAGACGUUUUGUCGAACAGUUCGUGUGGUUGCUUUGUGACACAUUGUGGAUGGAAUUCGACAUUGGAGAGCAUUGCUUGUGGGGUUCCAAUGAUUGGAUAUCCACAGUGGUCAGAUCAAGGAACCAAUGCGAAGCUGAUAGAAGAUGUGUGGAAGAUUGGAUUGAGAGUGAAUAAGAACAAAGAUGGGAUUGUUGAAAGUGAUGAGUUUAAGAGGUGUUUGGAAGUGGUGAUGGGAGAUGGAGAUAAAGGUGAGGAAAUGAGAAGGAAUGCUAAGAAAUUGAAGGAUUUGGCAAGAGAAUCUGCCAAAGAAGGAGGGUCUUCUGAUAAGAAUCUCAAGGAAUUUGUGGAUGAGAUAAACCAGAAAGAGCGAGCUGGUCCACAAGUUUGAUUAAUGUUUUGCACCUUUCUUCAACUUCGGUAAUAAAAGACAGCAGAAAUACGAUAUUAGGUUGUUCGUGAGCCAAAUUGAAUCUGUGCCCCUGUACGGUAUGAUGCACAUUAAUACAACAUAAUAUAUAUAUAUAUAUAUAUAUAUAUUGAAAGAACACCUGAUAUACCAUACAAUAUAUCAGUGCUACCAGAU
Messenger RNA from Ziziphus jujuba (common jujube), 1933 nucleotides. RefSeq names its product phloretin 4'-O-glucosyltransferase. The record is from RefSeq and is a predicted model, not a curated record. Bases 296 to 1738 code for a protein of 480 amino acids. The transcript has 2 exons. Lineage: Eukaryota; Viridiplantae; Streptophyta; Magnoliopsida; Rosales; Rhamnaceae. Gene Ontology annotation, molecular function: calcium ion binding; UDP-glycosyltransferase activity.